This is a messenger RNA of Prorocentrum cordatum, 3522 nucleotides long. The record is from the annotation of a GenBank genome assembly. NCBI's taxonomy places the organism in Eukaryota, Dinophyceae, Prorocentrales, Prorocentraceae.
AUGCCUUCGUCGUCGACGGAUGCGCUCGAGCGCAAGCGUGUCAACAACAUGAACAGAGCCCGCAUGAAGGCAUUGAAGGCGUUCCUGAGCAGCAACAAGCGUUGCGACGAGCUGCACGAGAAGAUCAGGAAGCUCAGGGGGCAGCUCUCUAAAGAGACCCAGAAGGCACAGGACCAGGGCGAGCAGGUCAAGCAGCUGCAGAAGGAGAACCAACGGCUCGCGAAGGAGAACAAGCAGCAGGGGGAGCUCCUCGAGAAGCAGCAGGCUGAGCUUGACAAGGCCCAGGCUGCGCUUAAGGCCAGCCAGGAGUCUCCUGCGAUGGCGAACGUUCAAGCAAUGGGGAUGACCUCCCUUGGCAAGGCCAUGGAGCGCCCGAACCACACCGAAGACGUCCUCCACCGCACGUUCGCGGUUGCGAUUGCGAAGAAGCCCGCCGCGGCGCUCGCGGAAUCGAUGAUGGUCGGCCCAAUCGACAGGCCAGGCAGCUCGACCGCGUGGGACUUGCCCAUCAAGCACUGGGAGGGCCGAACCCAGAAGACAACCAGCUACGUCGUUGACGUAGUCUCGUCCCCAGGAGAUCUGUCCGCUGUCGACCGGGGCUCGGUCAAGGAAAUGAUGUCGAAGGGGGGGUACAACAGCCUGCCGCCGCCACUGGGGUUCCCCACGAAGACAGAGAUCCCGAUGUUCCUCAACCCUCACGUGUCGAAGCCCGCGGGCGAAGAUUACAUCGUGGUGAAGUUCAUAUCAUUCCUCAACAGGGAGAAGUUCAGCGUCAUCCAGCAGCAGCUGAUCGUUGGCGAGCCCUACGUCCCCGACUGGACCCGCGACCGUCACACGACGCUGAAAACGAUGCACUUGCUGUUCGACAACAUGGGCGGCAUCUUGUUCAAGUACUGGGAGUUCGCGGCGCCAGUCGCGGCGCCAGCGGCCGUCGCGCCUGGUGACGAGGACGGCGUGGAGGAGAAGAAGAGGAAGCUGCGCGUGGGCUUCGACUUCACCAUGGCAGAGGCGCCGCGCGGGAAUUUUGAUUGCGAGCAAAUGCUGUGGGUCGAGCAUCAGCUCGUCGAUCCAGACAGCCCCGUCCGCCACUUCAGGCGCGAGCUCAUUGACAGGGUGCUCAAGAAGAUCCAGGACAGGGACCACUUUGCUGUCAAAGAGACGUAUUACCCGUGCCUGCUUCAUGAUAUUCGCCCAGAGUAUCUGGACAUCGCAAAGCGCAUCAUCAAGACGCUGUUGACGAACAUAUUGCUCACAAUUGGCGAGGCCAAGUUUGGCAAGACACCUCCCAUGCACAUCCCGGCAAUGGCCAUCGCGCGCCGGCACGCCGACAUGGAGAAGGCGCGGGGCAACGAGGUCGUCGCGGCGGUGCGGGCGUCGGCCGAGAUGGACUUCUUCCGCGGGGAGGUCGGGGAGAAAUGGGCUCCUUGCAAAUUCGACGACGGGGACCUCUCCGACCAGCGGCCCCGCGUGCUCAAGGUGCGGGCGGGGAAAAAGCUGGUUGUGGCCGCGUUGCUCGACGCUGGUGUUAUCCCGCGCGCGUCCUGCGUGGUGCGAGAUACCUCCAUCGAUCGGGGGACCUGCACAGCCUCUUUUCCCCUUCCGCCGCAGGCGUUCUUCGACCCGACACAGAUGCAGGCGAGGUUCGGCGGGGAAAACGAGUACAAUGCGUCCGCAGAGCCGUCGCUCGAAGACUGGGCAUUCGCCGUCACCAGUAGCGACAAUGCGAAGAAGACGACGCAGUUCCUCAUCGACAUGACACUGCCUGCCUUCCCCAAGCACUUCUCCAGCAGUCAGAUCGGGGCGAUGCUGAAGCGGUGCAACAUCCUGCUGAACACGAAGACCGCUCUGUACUUCCGCCCAGCUGGCCAGGGUAGCGCUGUCGAGAAGUACCCGCUGUACGAGGGGUACUUGAAACCAGAUGCAGGCAAGGUUCUCUGGGCGUACCUGCAGGACUCCGGCGUUCGCCGCGAUGCCGAGGAGUUCGGCCGUCUGCUCUCGUUCGAGAAGAAGGACAUGGCCGAGCUCAUGGCGAAGCACAUGAAGUCUGCCCGCGCCGCCGCCGCGGCGCUUGAGUACGCAGCCGAGAAGGGCGAUGCGGAUGCGGAGGCGGCCGCGGGCGCGCCAGCGGUGCCCAGCCCCCCUGAUGAUUUCGACGAGCAUGACUUCUUCGGCGACGCCCCUGAGGCUGCUCCAGUUGUGCCGCGCACGCCAGAGGCGGCUCCGACCAAGCGCAUCAAGCUGGAGCCUGGCGUCUGGAAGAACCUGAAGAUCCAGCCAGGCGCCUGCAUCGACCUCAGCACCCCUUCGCCUAAGAAGCGCGAUAUGACGCUGGAGAGGCAGCUCGAGCAGAUCCUGGAUGAGGAGGGGCAGAGGGGUCAGAGCGCGCGGUCCGCCCCCCUCGCGCGACCGCGAGCGAUGUCCCGGUUCUUCCCGCUUCCCAAGAGGGGCAAGGCCCGCGCAGCCAUGGCGCCGCCGCGCUCUCGCAUGAAGGCAAUGAAGACGCCCAUGAAUGCAAUGCAGGCGCCUGCGAAGGGCCGCGCCGUCAAGAAGACCAUCGGCAAGAAGGUUGCCCCACCAAAGGCUGCGCCUUACAUUCGGAACGGCGCCGCGGCCCUUGCGAGGGGUCGCAAGGACCGGGCUGCGUGGGCGAGCUGCAUCAAGGACUUCGUCAAUCGUUCUGAGAAGUUCGUGAUUGACAAGCUGCGCAGAGAGAGCAUCGUGCCGAAGUGGGAUGGGGCGACGCGCCCUCACUGCGGCGAGGGCGUCUUGGGGCCUCUGAAGGACCACGGGGAGAAGAAGGGCUGUCCACAGACGACCACGCGCCUCCUGGUGCGGAGGAACCACAAGGCCGUCGAGAACAUCUACAACUCGCUCCACGCUGCGCGCGCCGCGCACGUGCGCGCCACUGAGCCGAAAAUCAAGUUCGGCGAGGGCGCGGAGUGGCCAGACGUCGAAGCAGACGAGGUGGACCUGGGCAAGAUGGAGGACCCCGACGCGGGGCCCCGCGCUGCGACCCCCAUCAUUUGGGAGCAGUGGGGCGGGAUCGUGCAGCGUGGCGCCCCCGAGUCUCUUGUGCUGUUCCGCCUCCAGCCGAAGAAGACCAAGCGUCGGGCCACAGGCCCUGGGCCCAUCCGCAAGGCGGAUUGGGCGCCCCUCUCAAAGAAGUGGCUGAAGAACAGGAACGUCAUCUUCUACACGGACGGCGCGCGGUCUUAUAAGCUGAAGGAGCAGGGCGUCGUCCACGAUUGGGUCGUCCACAAGAAGAAGAAGGCCAAGGUGAAGGGCAAGUGGGUAUGGCUUAAGCCGUCGCACAGCAAGAAGCGGUACCACGACGUCCCCGACCCGCUGAAGGCUGGCGCCAAGAAGAGGAUCUGGGUCAAGACUGGCACGCAGAUCAUCGACGGCGUCUGGCGCGAGCUCCGCCGUUUCGUCGGCAAGAACAAGGCCGUCGGCUCCGCGCACCUCACGCAGAAGGUCCGCAGCUUCCAGCGGGCGCACUGGAACCGCGGCAAGGACCUCUAG